This is a messenger RNA of Arabis nemorensis, 717 nucleotides long. The record is from the annotation of a GenBank genome assembly. NCBI's taxonomy places the organism in Eukaryota, Viridiplantae, Streptophyta, Magnoliopsida, Brassicales, Brassicaceae.
AUGCAAGAAUUAGAGGAAGAAUUGAAAGGCUUUAAGCAGAAGUACUCAGACAUAGAAGCUCUGCUAGAGAAAAAGAAGGAAGAACUAAAGGACUUGAAGCAGAAGUGCUCAGACACAGAAGUUCUGCUAAAGAAAGAGAAGGCAAAGACAAAGCUAAACAAUGAUGGUGAUGUGUCUAGUCACAAGGAAACUUCAUCAGUUAAGGAGACCAUUGAUGUCAAUGGGUUUCAAGUUCUUCCUUCACAGGUGGAUUCCGUGAAACGUAUAUUUAAAAAACACCCAAACAUGGCAUCAGAAAUCCGGACAAAGAACCAAGAUCUGAGGACAUCAUGCAUGAAUGUCCUCCUCAACCUAAUCAAGACGAUGUGCCAGUCACUGCAAGACCUUUCCAUUGAUGACCUGGGCCAAGCAGACAAUGCAAUAACAUACCUGAAAAUUUCGGGCUUUAAGGUGGAUUGGUUGGAGCGUAAACUGGAGGAAGUAAAGGAAAAGAAGAUGGAAGAGGAGAUUGGUGAGACUCGGAUGCAAGAAUUAGAGAAAGAACUGAAGGGCUUUAAGCAGAAGUACUCAGACAUAGAAGCUCUCCUAGAGAAAAAGAAGGAAGAACUAAAGGACUUGAAGAAGAAGUGCUCAGACACAGAAGCUCUGCUAAAGAAAGAGAAGGCAAAGGUAUUGGCUGCUAAAGCUCCUCCUCUAACGUUGGAUGAUGUUGUCUGA